CUCUGAAGACCUUCUGGUGACAUCAGCCACCAGAGACUGACUCCUUAAGGAGGGGCUGGGAACUCCCCAAAUCUCCAAGGCUCAAAGCCACACCCUUGGCUUGACUUCCCAUCAGCCAUAGAGCGGAGUGCUCCCCAGAGAACUCACAUGGAAAGGCUCAGAGCCGGUGGUCCUCACCUGGGGGCGACUUUGCCCCCCAUCGGACAUCUGGAAUGUCUGGAGAUAGUUUUGGUUGUCACAUCUUGAAGGAGCACUGCUGGGAUCAGGGACCUUGCUAAAUAUCCUGCAGUGCACAGGACAGCCCCCUGCAGCAAAGAAAUAUCUGGUCCAGGGAGUUGUGUGAUGCAACCGGUUAAGGAUCCAGCAUUGUCACUACAGUGUGUUGCUGCCGUGGCUGAGGUUUGAUCCCUGGUCCAGGAACUUCCAUCGGCCACAGGUGUGGUCAAAAGAAGAGUCCAGUCCAAAUAUCAAUGGCAUUGAGGUGGAGAAAUCCCACUUUUCCUGCUCAGGGGUGAGAGCCCUCCGGAGGUCCCCUUCUCAGAAAGAGCUUCCCCUUCUAUGGAAACCCAAAGGGGCUUCUGUAUGGCCACGAACGUGGUUGUUGAGCAUUCUCUGGGUGGCUGGAAGGUUGUAGCCAUGGUGGCCCGGCUUUUGCCACCUGGGGGCCCACAGAGCUGGUGCCUGAUGCCCGAGGCCGACAGAACAAGGACACUGUCACAGCCUUGUCGAGGGACAGCCUUGGAGCUGCUUUCCCAGGAAAAGGAGAGAGAGGAAUGGGCCCAGGCCAGGAGACUCGGGCACCAAAGCGGUGAAGACACAGUGCCUUUGCCAGCAGAUGAGGAACUGAGCCCCAGAGUGGUGAGGCGACUCAACCCAAGGUCACUCAGCUCCGAAGCAGCAGAACCCAGGGGUCCCUGAAGCGUGAGUGGUCUUGGCUCAUCCUGGGUGGGAUUUGCCUCCUGACUGUCACCCCCACAUGGCCCCGUCCUUCAUGGUCCCGGGCAACAUGGUUUUCGAGGGGGCUUCCAGCCUCGCUGUGUCCCUGUUGCUGCUCCUGCGGGCCCUGCCCUCAGUGUCCUACUCCGUGUCCCUGCAGGGCACCUUCCUGGAGGACACAGGGGGCAGUGGGGAGGCCGAGGGCUCGUCGGCCUCCUCCCCAAGCCUCCCGCCACCCCAGACCCCAGCCCUCAGCCCCACAUCCCUGGGGCCCCAGCCCACGCCCUUGGCAGGCCCCAAGCCCCCCACCAACUUCCUGGAUGGCAUCGUGGAUUUCUUCCGCCAGUAUGUGAUGCUCAUCGCCGUGGUGGGCUCCCUGGUGUUCCUGCUGAUGUUUAUUGUCUGUGCCGCUGUCAUCACUCGCCAGAAGCACAAGGCCUCUGCCUACUACCCCUCGUCCUUCCCUAAGAAGAAGUAUGUGGACCAGAGUGACCGGGCCGGGGGCCCCCGGGCCUUCAGCGAGGUCCCCGACAGGGCCCCCGACGGCAGGCCCGAGGAGGCCCGGGAUUCCUCCCAGCAGCUCCAGGCUGACAUCCUUGCCGCCACACAGAACCUCAAGUCUCCCGCUAGGGCCACCUUGGGCGGUGGAGACGGAGCCCGGAUGAUGGAGGGCAAGUCGGAGGAAGAGGAAAAAGGCGCUCGGGAGGUGGACCAGGACGCCCAGGGACGGGAGGUCCUGGCAGAGGAACCAGAGGUGCCGUCUGAGGAGCCCUGCCCAGCGGAGGUGGCCGGUGAAGGUCAAGGGGAGCCAGAAGCUGCUCCCUUGUUAGCCCAGGAAACCGGGGCCCAAGCCAGUUCCCCCGAAAGCCCCUGUGCUUGCAGCAGUGUCUCCCCCAGCAUCUAACAGGCCUCUAGGGCUGCUGGCCCUGACUGUCGGACCCCUGGUGGUCACCUCCUGGGGCACAGAAAGGCCCUUUGGCCCUACUGCUCUCUGGCACCCUGUCCUUGGCCACUCCCCGCUGCAGAUCCCAGCCCAUCUCAUCCUCCUCCAGCGGGCAGAGAUGCUGGCCUCUCUUCCACCUCAGGAAUCUCACUGACUUCCAGAACAUGUGUCCUUACAGCCCCAAGGGCUCCAUCCCUUGGGGACACGGAGCGGGGGAUUGUGUCCUUGUCACAGCCAUAUCCAUCGGGAAAUGUGUGUCUCAUCCGAUCCCUUGUGACAUCGCUGCUUUCCAUCAAGGUAGGAAAGAAAAACAGAAGAAGAGUUUUGGAAGAGGUUGAACAGGAGAUGCAGAGGGGCCUGGGGUUGGAGUAGUGAGAGCUAAUGCUGAGGAUCCACCUGGAAGCUUCGGUGAGGGACCCCCGCACAUGUCACAACAGGCCCCUAAAUGAGCAUUUCCCAAACCGAGUUCCCUGGAAGAAAGAUUCUGAGGUCCAUUGAGUUGAGGAAACACUGCCUCUCUGCUCCAUGCCACCCUGGCUUCCCCCCGGAGUGGCCCAAGGCUCUGACAAGUCCUGCAGUAAAGAUGCCCAUGGAAUCUGAUUUCGCUUAGCCUUGCCAAACUGCUUUUGACUGAGGCGUAUUUUGUUUUUGUUUUUGUUUUAGAGCUACAGAGUAAAAUUCUGCAGGGCACACUCUGGAAGUUACAGCUCUAAAUGUUCCUGAAAGUGCCCCCUCCCCAGUUUCUGGGGGUGGGGUGGAGCUGGAGCUCAGCCCUCUCAGGGGUGCCUCUCAUCCGCUACUGCUACCCAGUGAGGCAGAUGAAUGGACUCUCUCUUACCUAAAGCAGCCUAGAAGCUGGGGGCUGUGUGUGUGAGGAGCCCCCACUCUGGGGGGAGUCUGAGGGGAUGGAGGAGGGUUUCCGACACCCAGCCUGGAGCAGGGGGGGCCCUGGUACCCCACCCUCCACACACUCUCAUCUGGCAGCCUGUGCCUACAGCAUUCUUUACUCCUCGACAAGGGAGCCUGAGCUCCGUCCUGAUCUGGGGAGGCUCUGGGUGGGGGGUCCUCUUCCCCAUCCCUCCAUCUGGGUCCCCCUAACCUCUGCACAACUCUCCAGGUGCUGAGAUAUAACAAACCAGCACAAUAAACCUUUAUUCUGGCCUGAG
Phacochoerus africanus (Common warthog) is the source of this 3045-nucleotide messenger RNA. It is a transcript of the gene TMEM119, whose product is annotated as transmembrane protein 119. Gene Ontology annotation, cellular component: plasma membrane. Lineage: Eukaryota; Metazoa; Chordata; Mammalia; Artiodactyla; Suidae. Bases 977 to 1840 code for a protein of 287 amino acids. The transcript is spliced from 3 exons. The record is from RefSeq and is a predicted model, not a curated record. Gene Ontology annotation, biological process: positive regulation of osteoblast differentiation; positive regulation of osteoblast proliferation; positive regulation of bone mineralization.